Messenger RNA from Benincasa hispida (wax gourd), 1066 nucleotides. It is a transcript of the gene HB40, whose product is annotated as homeobox protein 40. Gene Ontology annotation, molecular function: DNA-binding transcription factor activity, RNA polymerase II-specific; sequence-specific DNA binding. The record is from RefSeq and is a predicted model, not a curated record. Gene Ontology annotation, biological process: positive regulation of DNA-templated transcription. Gene Ontology annotation, cellular component: nucleus. NCBI's taxonomy places the organism in Eukaryota, Viridiplantae, Streptophyta, Magnoliopsida, Cucurbitales, Cucurbitaceae.
AUUACAUGAAAAUAUCGAGGCAGUUCUGCGAAAAUAGUAAAAUAAAAAUUCUUCCAUAAUUCAAAAUUCUCCACAUAUUUCAUUUUAUUCCGCUAUAAAUAAGUUGCAACGCAAUCCCCGUGUAAACCAUCCACCAAACUUCUCAUACCAAUCCACAUACCAAAAAAAAAAAAAAAAAAAACAAAGAAACGAAAAAAAAAACCUUCACCGCCGGUGACAAUGGCCGCCGUGAAUCUCCGACCCGACGGUGACAAUUCACUACUCAUUUCCCAUCUAUACAACCCUGAAAUUUACACCCAAAUGUUACCCCAACAAGAUACGGCAGAGGGAAAUAAGCCGACGAAGCGGCGGCGGGAGGAGGAGCAAAGCGAAGAGGGCGGGGGGGCUGGGGCGGCGGGUUGAAGAAGAGGAAGCUUGAGUUCAGAGCAAGUGAAGCUGUUGGAGAUAUUUUGGAGUGAACACAAAUUGGAAUCGGAGAGGAAAGAUCGAUUGGCUUCGGAAUUGGGACUUGAUCCACGGCAAGUCGCGGUUUGGUUUCAGAACCGCCGUGCACGGUGGAAGAAUAAGAAGAUGGAAGAGGAAUAUUCCACUCUUAAAAAAGCUCAUGAUUCUUUGUUCUUCUAACAAAAAUCCCAUCUUGAAUCUGAGAUGGUGAAGCUGAAAGAGCAAUUGGCAGAAGCAAAGAAUGAAAUUAAAAAAUUAGUAGAAGGAAGCGAGAGAAUAUCAAGCAAUAAUAGUCCAAGCUCUUCGGUGACAAUGGAAGCAAUGGAGGAAGCAGUGCCUUUGGGAGAGCUAUUUUUGGAAGAAUAUGAAGAUGUAUUCUAUUGCAUGCAAGAACACAAUUACAAUCAAGGAAUGGACUGGCUUAAUCUUAAUUAUAUGUAGAUUAAUUUAGAUAUUUAUUAUGUAAUUCACUAAUUAAUUACUCUUUAGUUUUGUGGAUAUAGUCAUAGAAUAUUAGAUCAUCUAAUGUACAUCUCUCUCCCUCUCUUUCCUUCUCUCUAACUAGUGUUAUUUUUCAGAACUUGGAAUUAAUUAAGGAUAUAAUUAAUUGUCUAAUUAUCUC